Molecule: messenger RNA, 1280 nt
Organism: Polyodon spathula (Mississippi paddlefish)
Lineage: Eukaryota; Metazoa; Chordata; Actinopteri; Acipenseriformes; Polyodontidae
Product: proteasome subunit beta type-7-like
Exons: 8
Coding region: 104-940 (278 amino acids)
Cellular component (GO): proteasome core complex
Molecular function (GO): threonine-type endopeptidase activity
Source: RefSeq, a predicted model, not a curated record
GUAUGCAUGUUUGUGCGCACGCAGCAAGCAAGUCAUCUUCCUGUUUCUCCCUCUCUCUCUCUCUCUCCAUCUCCAUCUCUCUGUGAUCGACUCCCAUUCCACGAUGCUGCUCAGAGCAAAACCUAGCUUCGCUCCUGUCGGGGGAUUCAACUUUGAAAAUGUUCAGAGGAACGCCAUGCUGGAAGAGCAGAUGUCUGGACAGGGGUUCAAGGCCCCCAGAGCACGGAAGACUGGCACCACCAUCGCAGGGAUUGUAUUCAAGGAUGGUGUAAUUCUGGGAGCUGACACCAGGGCCACUGAUGACAUGGUGGUGGCCGAUAAGAACUGCAUGAAGAUCCAUCACAUCGCUCCCAACAUCUACUGCUGCGGAGCGGGCGUGGCUGCGGACGCCGAGGUCAUCACGCAGAUGAUGUCAUCGCAGCUGCAGCUGCACGCCCUGUCGACGGGACGGGCUGCCCGCGUCGUCACGGUUACCACGCUGCUCAAACAGAUGCUGUUCAGGUACCAGGGCCAUAUUGGCGCCUCCCUGAUUGUGGGCGGGUAUGAUGUGACUGGGCCACACCUCUACACCAUCUACCCACACGGCUCCACUGACAAGCUGCCCUACGUUACCAUGGGGUCUGGAUCAGCAUCUGCAAUGGCUGUGUUUGAAGACCGGUUCAAGCCCAACAUGGAGUUGGAGGAGGCCCAGCGGUUGGUUCAAGACGCCAUCACGGCCGGUAUCUUCUGUGACCUGGGCUCCGGCAGCAACGUGGACCUGUGUGUGAUCAGCAAGGGCAGUGUGGACAUCCUGAGACCCUUCGACCAGCCGGGCAAGAGGGGGCGCAAGCACGGGCAGUACCGUUAUAAGCAGGGUACUACGGCCGUCCUGACGAAGACGGUCACUCCCAUCGCAGUGGAGCUUGUAGAGGAGACUGUCCAGCGAAUGGACACGGAGUAGCGUCCACUGCGGGGACCCUCACCCGUGUAUGUGUCUCAGAGGGCUCCUACACACCCCCAGCAGCGAUGUCAUUCCAUAAAGCAGCACACUGCAUCGUUCACAGCUGAAACAGCUGAAGUUUCAGAAACAGUUUUUACCAGGAUGGUUAGUGAACAGCAGUAAAGAAGAAUGACACAGAACACACACACUAUAAGAUAUAAAAUCUAUUAUAAAAUGGUCCAAUGGUAAAAGCGUAGUAAAGCAUAGUAAAAAGCAUGCAAGGCAUAGGUAGCAUUGUAAAGACCAGUAUGGUAAAGCAUAUACAAAGACAUGCAAUUCAAUUAAAAGGAUUCUAACUUUA